Molecule: messenger RNA, 1119 nt
Organism: Plasmopara halstedii
Lineage: Eukaryota; Oomycota; Peronosporomycetes; Peronosporales; Peronosporaceae
Exons: 3
Coding region: 1-1119 (372 amino acids)
Molecular function (GO): RNA binding
Source: RefSeq, a predicted model, not a curated record
AUGCGGAGGCUCACCAAACCUAAUUUUGAAACACCAUUUACGUUUACUAAACUUCGGUUUCCAACUUGGGCAAUGAGUGGGUUCGAACGCAUCCUUGCGCGCGUAAGUGGCGACGCCUUAAGCUCGUACUGCUCAUCAGCUAUUGAAGACGAGCUUCGAAACCUACAAACGCGCAUGAAAGCGUGCUUAGAGAGUGUGGAGCAAGCCCAAAAGGUUCAAGAAGCUGUGGCCAAGCUGGAUGUACCCUUAAGCCGUGAGAAUGCGGCCACAUGCGUCGAGAUCAAGCGAAAAUACUCAAAAUUUAGCGCCAAUCUGAAACAUUUCAUUGAUGAACAGCGUAAGCUUCAAGCUGAGGCUCCAGAGGCGAGUGCUGAUGCCGAACAAAAGCAGAGCGAGCUGCAAAGGCGCGAGCGAGUCUUAAAGCUACUUGGAAAGAUUCAGCACCGCAUCACACGCAAGCGCAACGAUACAUGGAUUGAAAAAAACUUUGCAGACGUAGAUAUUAUUGCCAGUAUAAUCAAAAAUGACACGUUCACGGGUCUUGACAAGGCACUGCGAAAUGAAUUGGUGUUGGUAUUAGAUCACUUGAUCUCUGCCGUGCUGCUCAGUCCCCUGACGAGUCAGACAACGCUGGAAGAGAUGGGCAAUGUACUGAACAAGAUGGCAAAAGUGCAUGAUGAUAUCGAUGAGUAUAUUAGAUCAUCGAGUGAAUUACUGGAAAGGAAACGAGAAGCGUAUGCUCCUCAGACUGUAGUUUCGAGUACCAAUCCUGACGCAGAAGAAGAGCCGAAAGUGAAAAAACAGCGGGUAGAGUCGACCCCAACAUCAGACAUUUUGGUGAAGUUGGAGCAUACAGCUGCUGCCGGCGACAAUGGUCCGUACGAGGUCUUUGUGUCUGAACUGCCGUGGGGCACUACAAAUGAAGCAGAUGUUUCGUCAUACUUUGGAAUUGCUGGCGCGGUCUUGUCGGUCCAGAUGCCCACAAUGACAGACGGUAGUACAGUAGGAGUCGCUGUUGUUCGCUUUGCUGCGUUGGAGGGUAUGACUCUCGCAUUGCGGAUGGAUGGCUAUCCGUUUAAUGGCAAAUAUAUUCGCGUGGCUGUACACAAGGCGAAGUGA